AUGUCUCAAAUACCCACGCCACCAGUGUCGCGACCGGGCUCAGAGGCACCUGAAGUGAAGGUGAAGCCAGUGGCUUUGGAGGAUUCGGUCCAAUGUUUGGAUACACUUCUUGAGAAAUACUUGCACCUGCUUGAUCGGCAGCAGAAAUUACAUUCAAGCCUGGCAGAGCAGCUGUCAUCGGCCAAUUUCUCCAGUCCUGGUCGUCGUUAUGGUCCGGAUUAUUAUGAUGGGCGCAUGAAAGCGACGAGGAAGAUAUCAAUCCAAUCCAAACGAAACACGGAGCAAUCCACGAACGAUCCUCAAGAUGAAGCGGAUAUCACUGCGCUACCUGAUUCUGAAUACACAUUCUCCGUCAAGAAGACCACACCUAGUCAUCCACCAGAGGAUGGGAACAACGAAACCAAGGCCACUUCUCCGGUCCUAGGUGAACAUCUUGAGGCCGAGGAAACUCGCCCGGCCGAGGCGGCUAGCUCGGAAACAUCAGACCAUGCAGAAACGGAGACUACCCCUGUCCAAAACCCCAAGCCCGUCUCUAAGAAGUUCCGUUCUGCCGAUCCAAUUCAUUGGUAUGGAAUAUUGGUUCCCCAAUCGCUACGCAGGGCACAAGACUCUUUCACAAAUGCGAUAGAUAAUCAGGUACCGGAUUUGGCCAGUACAACAGUUGAGAUGCAAGCUGUGGAACAGCAGAUAAACCAAUUACGAGCUCGAUUGGAAAUUGAAUCCUCCGAUGCAACUGUGUUGUAG
Messenger RNA from Penicillium verrucosum, 744 nucleotides. RefSeq lists its product as uncharacterized. NCBI's taxonomy places the organism in Eukaryota, Fungi, Ascomycota, Eurotiomycetes, Eurotiales, Aspergillaceae. The record is from RefSeq and is a predicted model, not a curated record. Bases 1 to 744 code for a protein of 247 amino acids. The transcript is spliced from 3 exons. Gene Ontology annotation, biological process: vacuolar proton-transporting V-type ATPase complex assembly. Gene Ontology annotation, cellular component: extrinsic component of endoplasmic reticulum membrane; Vma12-Vma22 assembly complex.